Messenger RNA from Cotesia glomerata, 8064 nucleotides. Its product is annotated as putative mediator of RNA polymerase II transcription subunit 26. NCBI's taxonomy places the organism in Eukaryota, Metazoa, Arthropoda, Insecta, Hymenoptera, Braconidae. The coding region runs from base 828 to 7886 and encodes 2352 amino acids. Gene Ontology annotation, biological process: positive regulation of DNA-templated transcription. Gene Ontology annotation, cellular component: SWI/SNF complex. The record is from RefSeq and is a predicted model, not a curated record. The transcript has 10 exons.
AAAUAUAUUAUGGCCGUUGCCACCUUACAGCAAAACGCGUAUACGGAACUGUCGUGAUACGAAAAUUCCUCUGUCUGUCAAGAGUUAUAUAUUAUUGCCAAAUACAUUAGUGUGUACGUGGUGUAUUUAACAAUAAAUAAUGGUGACGAAGUACAGCAUAGCAAGGAUUACAGUGUAAAUAAAUAAAAAAAGUGAACUGUGAAAAUAAUAUAGCAAGGCAACAACACGGGUGGCUAAACGCGCGUUCGCGGAGUAGAAUUACGAUGAUAAGAGGGUAAAUUGAUGAGAACGUCCCAAUUAAUGAUAUUAAAAAGACUCUAAUGGGACUGACAAUCAAAUGCCAAAAUAUAACAAAAGUAAUGCAAAGACUUAUCGAUAAUUAAACAAUCAAACAAUGUCAGCAAACUAUUUCGCAGUUUUAGAUUUAGGAUAGGCUGUAAGCCAUUAAACAUUUAAGCAAUAAAAUUGCUUGUAAAAAUAAUAAUAUUGAAAUAGGAAAAAAAAAACAGAAGCAAUAAUCAAGGAGUAAAUAAUAUAUUUUCAAUGGAUAAAAAGUUUAUUACAAAGGAUACUGCUAAAUAUACCGAGAAGUAUACAUGGCCAAUCGUGAUCAAAAUAUCAAGUAAAAUUUUAAAAUUACAUGAAUGUCAGGAGCAGGCGACGUGGGUCGCAGACGCGUUGAGUGGCGCCGCAGCGCAAACACAAAUCAGCUUUACUAAUAAACAAAUUAGCACAACUAAUAAGGUAUAAAGAAUAAUUUUAGCAGCGAAAAAAGGUGCUGAAAAGGUGGCUGUUCGCUACCUAGGAUUCGGAGGUGCUGCGUGGGCAUGCAGCAGCCUCAGACACGCCCUCUCCUCGGGGACUCAGUAUCCUCUACAACUUCCCCGACAACUCGACGUGGUAAUUCGGUGACUGUGUUAACCCACCAGCAGUUACAACAAAUACAGCAAUUACAGGCCCAUAAUUCAACCGGACAACAACUGACAUUUGCAUUGCAGCAGUCGUCAAACAAUGGCCAGGACCAAGCGAACGGUUCGGCGACUGGGAAUCACAUAGUGUAUCUCAAUCAGUUGAGCCAACUGAAUCAGAAUACAAUAAACCAGUCGGGGACUGGUAUGGGCCUACCCCCGGCCGGCCCCACUUUUGGGGUGGGCCUCAAUAUGGGAUUGCCUCUAUCAUUAUUAAAUACCAGUCUUACAUCAUUAACUUCAAACGUAAUAACAACCUCUAAUCCUCUGCUCAAUAUCGGAUUGCCCAGCAUUAAUCCAGGCAUAACCACCGUAAACACGGACCUCAACACCUUGAACGCGAUAAACUCGACCUUAAAUUCAAACUUACCUUCCAACAGUAUUAGCAACGGAUUGGCUGGUCUCGCCCAAGACAUCAAUGCCAUUAAUUCCGGCAUUAAUCGGCUCAAUACUCUCAACUCCUCCGGGCUGUCCAACAUAAAUUCCGGCUUGAGUGCGAACUUGAACCAAAACUUUGCAACACUUAACGCCAACGUUGGAGAGAACAACUCUGGGCUGUCUAAUUUAAGCAGUCAUACCUCUCAGUCGUCCUCGAGCAUCAACCAAAAUUUCAGCAGGUCACUCAACGUCCUCGCGGGAAUCACUCCCAGCAGCCUGAGUUCAUGCAACACCAACUUUCCGUUCCAAACCAUCCAGAGUAUCCAGAGCAUCGCGCCGCACAUAGUAGGCUCGAGUGUAAAUCAAGUACCGAGUUCAGCGAUCCAGCAUUCUAAUUCCAGCGGGGUCUCGAUAUCCCACAGUUCGAACCUGGCUCUCAGCUCUAAUGUCUACACGAGUACGUCCAACACGCCGAUCUUAUCGACGACUGCCAGCGCGAACCAGUCGUCCAACGUCACCCACAACCAGAGCAUACAUUUGGGAGUGAUGCACACAAACCAGCCCAAUGUGUCAGCCUCACAUUUUUCAACAGUCAAUGAUUCAAUAAAUACGUUGAGUCACAUCUCGGCGAUCGGCAGCUCGCACAACACCGGGUACCAGCAAAGACAGUUCUCUCAAGCUCAGAAUUCAAAUUUGGGCUCGAUAAACAUAUCCGGGAACCAGACCUCCAACACAGUCAAAACAGUCCAAAAUAUUCAGAGCCAGAACGUCAGCUCUCCUGGUAGUCCCUUUUCAAUGCCGUUGAAGAGUCCGGCUUCGAAUAUCGCCCCGCCAACGCCCAGUCCAAGUCCGAACCGAGUGUUGCUUCGCAGUCCAGCUUCUAACUCGAUCCAGUCGAACAGAAACAGCCCCAGUCCGGUUGCCACUUCGAAUAGUAAUUUUAACAUGCAACUGCAAAGCCCGAUGCAGAGUCCAAUGAGUGUUGGCCAGAUACAGAGUCCAGCUCCAAGUCCGUACCCUCCUGCUAAGAGUCCCCAUCACUUGGGGUCCAGUACCACGCUCAAUAACAGGAGUCCUGCUCCUGGUGGAAGUCCAGGUCCUCCUGUUGUUAGGCCUAACACGCCGAUUCUCCAGCAAGGGAUGCAAGUGUUGCAAAUUAUUGGCACACCACAGGGCUACCAGCAAGCCUCGUCACAAUUAGUCACGCGGACACAUCUUUUUGGCAAUCAGCAAAUCCAAAUAGCCGCUACCAAGCCUGCCAAACAGCCACCGCAAAUAUUACCAAAACCACCCAAUCAGCAAGGAGUCGCGACACAGCAAAAACAACGAGUGACAACGACUAUUACUAACCAGGUGACGCAGCAAACACAACCACAAUUGGUAUUAGCUAGUCCCCAGCAGAAUCCAACUGGUACAGCAACAAUGAUACCCACAGCACAAGGUCUUUUAUUAAAUCAGGUUUUGCCGUCAAGCGGACCUGUCAUUGUGCAGCAGCAACCCGGUGGCGUUCAAUUAAUACUCCGAGCACCAACGAAUGCUCAACAGCAAACGCAUACUGCACAGUUGACUCAACAACAACUCGUACGAGUUAUCACUGCACAAGGUAUGCAGAUGCAAGGACUCACGCCGACAUUUUUUGCCGUACCUAAUGGUUUUUCAACACCAGCUCCUUCCGUACUUAGGCAUACACCUACAAGCCCAGCACCUGCAAAUACAGCAAAUAAUAAUCCAAUAGUAAUCCAGAACGCGAUGGUCCAGAGUCCACAGCCUCAGAUGAACCAAGUGAGUUCUUCAAAUACGAAUCACGUGUCAGCAGCUCCACCGCCUCAGCAGCCGACAGUUGUUGAACAGAAUUUGCUUCCGCCGCCGAAGAAAAAAGCCAAGAAGAAAAAGAAAGCCAAGAAAAAAGACGAGGAGCCUCCGAAGCUUGACCUUGCCAGUAUCAUGAAAAUAUCUGGCAUCGGUGACGACGAUGACAUGUUCGACACGGACACGCUCCCAGACAAUGAGCCCUCGCAAGUCCAUGUUGAACAGCCUGUUCAGCAUCUAGGCCAGUUAUCUCCCCACCCGCAGAUGUCGAACAGCAGUCAAAGCAUACCCCAAUCUCAGUCUCAACCUCAAUCUCAACAUCAGCCAGCAAUUAACACCCCCAACAUCCAGUCUACAACUCCCACGACGGAUAAUUUCGGCGGUAGUCAAUUGGUAGCUCAGCUACAGAUGCCGGUGCAAAAUGCGAUCUCUGGUCAACUGCGACUAGCUGUCGGUGAAGAUGGUAGAGUGGUACUUCAUCACACUCCGGACCCAAACCAGCCCGAGUUGGAUCAAGCUACUGCUCAAGCUUUAAUCAGAUCUCUCAUCCAAGGCAAUAGUCAGAAUUCUCAAAUAAUCUCUCAGCUUCUUGGCCACGCACAAACUCUAGCUCAACAGAAUGUACAGCCUCCGGAGCCUGCGACUCCACCUCCAGUAAAUAGACCAAAAAAUUCUGUUAAAGCUCCGACUCCAACUCCGACUCCUCCGGCUCAAGUUAAUCCGACCUUUAACCAAGUUAAUUCUUCGCCAGUGACUUCUAUGUCUCAGCAAGUCCAUGGCGCCAAAAUUUCCUACACUCACAAUUCUCAGAACGCACCCCAACCUAAUACCAAUAUUAAUGUUAACCAGAGAACCGACUCGGUAGCAUCUUCGCCGUCCUCUUCAAUCAACAGUUUGCAAGCUUCGCAAAUUACCAAAAAUAUUCAGUCGCUAAAUGCUGGUGUACAAUUGUCUAAUGCGGGGAUUCAUAUUGCUGUUGGACCAAUGUCACCUAAAUCAAGCUGUAAUUUAUUCAUCGAAUCUGGGAAAGUUAAUCAGCAGACUGUAACCCCUUCGAAUACUGGAAUUAAAAAAUCGCCGAUGCAAAAUGCUCGGCAAAAGUCACAGGGCCAAGGAAAUGUCAUUAAUCGCAAUGUUAAUGUCAAAAACACUCGCACUGUUUUACAGAAAAAUCAACAUGAAAAACCUCAGCAACAACAGCAAAUUCAACAACAGCAACACCAGCAGCAGCAGCAACAACAACAACAACAACAACAACAACAACAACAACAACAACAUCAGAACGAGCAAAUUAACCAACAAAAUUUACAGCAAAUUUCAACCCAAACAAUUCAGUCGCUAAAUGUACAAAGAGUUCUUGAGCAAAAUCUUCACAAAAUAACUGUUUCUGGUGUUCAGCAAAAUUCUAUGAAUCUUGUCCAUCAAAAUCCAGCUAAUUCGCAGCAGUCGAUGCAGAUUUUACAGUCUAGUGAUAAUAUCCAGCAAGGGAUUAAUAUUUUAGCUCCAAAUAUUCAGAAUGUCGAUCAAAAUUUGCAAGGAUUUGAAACUCAACGAAAUCAAGAAGUUGUCGAUGCAAUUCAUCAACAUCAGCAACAGCAGCAACAACAGCAGCAGCAACAGCAACAUCAGCAACAACAACAACAACAGCAACAACAACAACAACAACAACAACAGCAGCAACAACAACAACAACAACAACAACAACAACAACAACAACAACAACAACAUCAGCAACAACAGCAACAACAGCAACAGCAACAUCAACAAACUAUAACAAAUCUAGUUAAUUUAAAUCUACAACAGCAGCAUCAAAAAAUAAUUGGUACAAAUAUUCCUUGUCAAAAUUCUCUGCAAUGCGAUACGCAAAAGAUAAUAAACUCCCAGCCGAAUGUCCAGCAACAAAAUAUAUUUUUCUCAAGUGAUCCGCACUUGGUAAACGUAACCCAGGGGACAGAUCAUACGAAACAGAAAGUAGAUCUCCCGAAUGUCGACAUGCUGAAUAAUUCACCUGGAACUAAUAUAUUUAAUCCUUUAGGUAAUUUAAAUCCAAACGACCAAAUAUUAAUAGCGCACCCGAACGGGCAGAUGCAUAUUAUCAACCAGCAGUCUUUCCAGCAAUUGUUGGCAGCGAAUCAGUUGAGCACAACUCAGCAGAGCCAAAACCAGCACCAAAAAAUUGUUAUAGGAGACUCUGAAGCAUCUCAGAAUUUACAGGGUGUCCAAAUAAACACACCAACCAGUCAGAUUAUUGUAAACAGCUCCGGUGGGGCUCCAACGAUACAAAACAACAUCCAGAACAUCGUAGUGCAAGCUGCGCCCUCGCAGAUGCCUCACCAGAUUCAGAUCCAGAACUCCGGGUUCCCGAGUCAGUUUAUUGAUAAUCUGAACCAGCAGCAGAUAAGAAAUCUGUCCAACAACCAGCAGAUGAAUCAGCAGCCAGCUCCAGUUAAGAAGACUAAAGUUGUCAAGAGAAAACCCUCCGCUGCUCAAAUGACUGGGUUCAAUGUGAAGACGGUGACGAGGCCAAUGACGAGUUCCACGACUACGGCGACGACCUCGGUGAGAGUUGACGGGAAAGUCCAAACAACUCCGUCACCAUCGGCGCCUCUCAGUAUAAAUCCCAGCAAGAGUGAGUGUCAGAACAUCGGCAAUGGCAGAGUUACGUCUCCCAGCACCCCAACGAACGGACAACCCGGCAGGAAGUUCAUCCAGCUGCCAAUAUUUAAAGAGCAAAUGCUGAAGAACAUCCAGAAUCAGAUCCACGCCAUCAAUAGUCGAAAGCAAAUCACUCCUGGUGAUAGAACUCAUCUCAGCAAACUCUUUCAGGAGCGAGAGAAAAUUCUUGCCGGUGGAAAAGUCGUCAGCGCACCACCUGGGACCAUUCCGACGGGAACCGAGACCACGUCGCAUUCGAGCAUUUCUUCACCUACAGUGUUCUCAGUGUCGCAACCUUUGGCGAAUAAAAAUCCAACGUCGACGGUCGAGACUCAAACUCCGGCUGUUCCUGUUUCUUUAAAUACUCAGUGCGUUAAUGCAAACAUAAAAGAUCUCGCAGCAAGUGGGGCUGGUUGUGAUGCAGUGAUAAGCACUGUUGGCCAGAGCAUGCCCAAUAUUUCAAACACUGGUACUAGUUUGCAGCCUCCGGUGAGCAAACAACCUCAGCAGAAGUUUUACCAGGUUCACAAUAACCAGCUGGUAAGUCCGUCCUUGUCUACCGCGCCGUCGACGACCGCUCAGACUCAGAUACUAAAUCCGGUACCGAUUGUCACUCAGCAACAGUCGGCUCAGUGCCAGACCGACCCGCCGGAUAUUAAGCCAGACAUUAAACUGCUGAGUCCAAUUAAGCAGGAAUUGUUGUCACCGGUCCAGGUCCAGGCACAACUUCAAGUACAAACUACCCCGGUCGCUACGUCGCCGAGAGUCCCCAUUCCUAACCAGAGUAUCCAGAACCCGAUAACUGUUCCCUGUGGGAAUAAUAAUAACAAUAGUAAUAAUAAUAUUAAUAGUAAUAACAGUAAUAAUAUUAAUAAUAGUAAUCUGAGUGGCCAGACUGUGAAAAUAACUAAUCCUCCGGCGGAAAGUCCCAAGCAGGGGAUUAAAAGACCGGCGACUAGUCCGAUUUGCCGGCAGAUUAACCGAAGCGAUGUGAUAGAAAAACAGCUGAAGCUUGAUCAGGCUGGAGCUACCAACCCGGAUGUAAAUACUCCUUUCCUUGAUAAGAAAAAUGCUUGUGAAAGGCUUCUUAACUACCAUUGCUUAAAUGAGCAAGUGUUGAGCGCCAAGGAUCUCGCUAAAGCCGACGAAAUAUUCGAGGAGACGGCUAAACAUUUACUUAAUAAAUUUAAUUUGAUGGUUAAUAAGUACACCUAUCUGCUGCUGAUGGACAGUAUGCGGGAAGUUAGGACGUCUGAGCUCAUGAUGAUUGAUCGGAUAUUUGUUAAUGAUGAAACUAAAGCCAAUGAAGAGUUGAAGAAAGAAGAAAAACCAAUAUUCCCAAAAUUAGAAGCAGACCCAAUGGACGAAGAAAAGCCAGUGUCUUCUCUAGCAAACAUCUCAGUGAAGAAAGAACAGGAGGAGGACUUUUCGAGUAUCGAGGGAGAUUCCAAAUUGAACCUAAAGCCGUCUAGUAGCACGAGUGGUGACUACGACGAGUGGCUAGAGAUUCAAAAAGAACUGGGAGUUUAUCACUCGACUGGUGAUUCCUCAAAGUGCAAAAACAUAAGCGCGAGUGGUGGUGUUAAUGUAGGUGUAACUGGGACGACGGUGAAGCCCUCGAGGACCGAAAGAACGCGAAAUAACGGCGAAAGCCUUCCCCUACGUGCCGGUUGUGUGAGUUUCUCAAGUGCCGCGAUACCAAGUACUAUGUUGAAGAACGUGAUGAUCGAGUCGGACAUGUCGAUGGAGCCGAUGCUGGCCGGCGAGAAACGCUGGUGCUCCGGGGCGAGUUGCGCGACUGAGCUCGAGCGGGACUUGCUCGAGGACACCGACAGCCUCGACGAGCUGGCCUUCCACUCUCAGGUGCACUCUCUACCCGGGGACAUCGACACCAGCAACAUCCUCGAACACGACGACAUCACCGCUCAAGUCCAGUCGGCUAUCGACAGUAUUUUGAAUCUCAAAAAAAGACCCUCUAGCUCGACGGCGACCACCAGCGCUCCCGGCGCAUCCCAAUCUAGUGAAUCUAAAGACCCAGUGCUCGAUCAAGCGGUCCGUAGCAUAAUGGGCUCGUGACCCUCCUCGAAAAAUAAAGUAUGUUGAACAUUCUUUAAGCGUUAAGGUUUUAAACAGUAAUAUUAAUAAUAAAUUUACCACACAGUUAUCUUAUUUUAUGUGUAUUUAUCACCUUUUUAAUAUAAUAAGGAUGGUAAACAACGGUUGUAACGCCACCAAUGUCUUUCACAAACAAACA